GGCUCCGCCCUCCCUGUACAUCGGCGUCCUCCUGAGUGACCUUCCCGGCAGCCCUUGCUGGCUCUGCCCCAACCAAACAAAGACGGCAGGAGGUUUUCAAACAGCCGCCCCUCCGAAAAGUUGGCUGUAGCAGAGCCGGGUUGUGCGGACAGCUAGCUAGCUAGUGCCGGCCACCGGAGAACUGAGGGGACCUCGACAGCCAUCGGGAAUCCCUGCUGCUGCUGAGGACAGGCUAUUCACAGUCACCUCCGCAGGGUCCAUGAGGAUCAAUACCCUUUUGGCAACACUGAAUCCAUUGUGAAUGAGGUACAGAACGCUGUUGUGUCCAGACUCAAGGGCAGGCUCUGCAGCACCAGCAGUUCCCACAUGGAGUUUCCGCAGUUCUGCUCGCCGUGACCUUCUGGGCCACCAGGAUAACACGAGGGGAUCCUGCCAGCCUCGUGUGAUGAACCAUCACUUUCCAGGACUUGAACCAGGCUUCCCUGGACACUGAGUUGCUACUUGGGAUCCUGACUGCCUCUGAUUGCUCACUGUGCUGCUGGCAGGGUGGGAUUGAUGUCCGGUUUGGGGCACUGGGCAGAGCCAAGCCCAUCACCAUCCUCUGUGCCCUUGGCAGACUGGGGGACCAAGCUGGACCCUUCUCUCUAAAGGGGAUCCACGUGAGCAGGGGACAGGCUUGGGUCUGUCCAUAUUCACUCCGCUGGGAAGAACCACCUCCUUCACCCUUUCCAUCUGGGAACUGUGUCACUGCUGGGGAUGGCACCAUAUGGAUGCAGGGCAAGGGCCAGCAGCCUAGCAGCAAGGCACUAGCUGAGCCUGAGCACCAUCACAGGGCAUAGAGCUGCCAGGGGGGUGCCAGCAUCCCCAGCACAGCCGCCCUCCAGGGAUGUAGGUGCUGGGCACAGGAGGGGUCCUGGCAGCAAUGGGCCGGCUGGAUGACCAUGCCAAGAGGAGGAUUGUGGAGCUGCGCAGGGCUGGGCUGAGCUUCCGCAAGAUCAAGAAGGUGCUGGAGCUGGAUGACAUCCAGGUGACGCCGCAGGCCGUGUACCUCUUCCUCAAGAGAAAGAGUGUGGAGCCAGGGUCAGUGGCAGCUGGCUGGGAUGGGGACCAGCCCUGGCCUCCACUGCAGGGGCAUGAGGCUGAGCCCUGCAGGCUGCUGGGUACCCAGCACCCUGCACUGCCCACUGGGGAUCCUAUGGGCAGCUGGGCACCCUGCUCUGCUGGCAGCCAGGACACCAAGGAGGGCAUCCACAUUGUCGGUGUGGCCUCACUCUGCAAGGACGGUGGGCAGCCUGGGGACACCCUGCCUGUGGGGCUGGCCCCUGGGAAUGAUGAUGAUUGCUCCACAGGCACAGCCCUGGCUCCAGGGACUGCUCUGGGGGGCCUGACCCCCCUGCCCCAGCCACUGCCCAGCCAAGGGCAGCUAAUCACACUCCCCACCCAGAACUCAGCCCUGAUGGUGAAAAAGAAGACUGUGGAUAGGGCUAUCCUCUUGCAGAAAAAGGUCAAAGAUGCCAGCACUCAGACUGCCUUGCCAAACCCUGUAGGUCCAGGAAAUCACAGCCUUGCUUGGUAUGGAUCAGUGCCCCCCACUGCUCCCAGCUCUCCUGCCAUCGCUGAGAAGCUGGAUGCUGUACAGAUGGAGGUGCAGAAGUUGAGUCAGGCCCUGCACACAGUGCUGGAGCGGCAGUGCCGCCUGGAACGCCAGCAGGAGCACCAGCAGCGGCUGCAGCAGGAGGUGCUGAUGACACUGCAGCAGCUCAGCUCCACUGUGAGCCAUGGUGCUGUGCCAGCCACCCAGCCCUGUGGCCCCUUCAGCAGCAUGGGCGAGCCCUCGCCCACCAUGCCAAACUUCAGCCAGUUCAAGAUGGAGCUGAUCUGAGCUCCUGCAAGGCCUGUGUGUGCCAGCAGUGUUGUGCUAAUGGCAGGAUGGAGCUGGGAGGAAGAACCAUCUCUCAGAGGCUGCCCAAGGAUUACAUGCAGCACCCAGCAGAUAAGGUGCCUGGUGCAUUGUGUUCCCAGCCCUGCUGACUGGAAGGGGCUGCCUGGCACAAGAGGCUGGACAGUGGAAGGUUGAGGCCUUGCUCCUCCUGUGCUGUUCAUCCUGGCUGGCACUGGAGCUGGCUGGGGCCCAUGAACCUCAGCAGAAGGCAGUUGCCUGCAAGGAGAAGAUGCAACUCAGAUGGGCACAGCAGGAAUGUGGGACUCAAAGGAUACUGGAGGCUUCCUUCUCAUGAGAGUCAAUGCCAUGAUGAUCAAUCUUGCCCUCCCCUCCACAGAGCCUUUUUCAGUAAAAAUCUGUCUGUGCCACAGUUCAGAAUGAGUGUGGGAUCAGUAUCUGUGUUUCCUCUACUCCUCACUUGGCCUGUGAGCAGGCAGGAUCUGUGUGGGUUCACUCAUUAUGUAUGGAACAGCACAGGGUGCAGAAACCCAUGAGGUGAAACUAGUGCUCCACACAUGAUGUUGUUGGAGCCUGGUAUCAGCUGCUGCACCGUUAGGGCUAGAUCAGACCAUGUAGGAAACAAUCUUUUACUGAGCAGAUUCCACCUUCCUCACCCCACAAACUCAGCAGAUCUGGAGUCUGGUACUGCUGCUGCCCACUGUCUGACAAAAUAUGGGCAGGACCAUACCAGUAAGAGUUGCACCUAGGCAGGAGCUGAGUGCUGAGUGUUCAGCUUUCCUCUAACCCAUUUUCCUGGGCAGGACACCGUCCUUCAUACCCCACCAACUGGGGUUGUGAUCCCCAGGUGCAAGGCCUGUCCCUAGAGCAGGGUGCUACUGUUGCAGAGCUGCUGUAGCAGAGCAGGGCAUGAUACUGAGAACCUGGACCAGAAGGGCACAGGGGAGGCUGAUGGGCCCUCACUGAGCAAUAGAGUCCAGAAGGACCAGAGACUGCUCUUGCCUGGCAGGAGGAAAGGUCUCAUGGGAGUGGCCUUGGCUCAGCACCCACCAGUGAGUCCUGAGAGGAGGCAGAGCAUGUGUCCUUCCUCUGCACCAGCCAAGCAGGCUUCUGUCUGCAUGGGCACCAUGCUUGGCACAACCUGUGCCUGUGAGAAGUCCCCAGCCUGUUUCUGAGGUCUCCCUGAGUCCAAGGUCAAAAUGAAGAAGGAUAAAAACCAAUUCAGGUGUUUGUACACACAUGUCACAGUACAAGUUGGCUUGUUACUGGGCAACUGAUUCAGCCAUAUAUGGGAGAAGCAGCCUGGUCUGAUAGCCAGGCCUCCAGGAAACAGGGAUAGGACAAGAUUCUGAACCAGACAGGGAUUUGAUCCAAUGGGUUCCUGCCUGGCUGCAGGGGCUAUUGGUCAGAGAGCUGGGCAGCCUGAGCUUUGAACCAAUCACAAGUGGUUGCCAAGGUACAUUAAGAAGGAUAUUUAAGAUGCAAUUAAGAACAAUAAAGUGCUUUUUCUGACAUGGA
Catharus ustulatus (Swainson's thrush) is the source of this 3418-nucleotide messenger RNA. RefSeq lists its product as uncharacterized. NCBI's taxonomy places the organism in Eukaryota, Metazoa, Chordata, Aves, Passeriformes, Turdidae. The record is from RefSeq and is a predicted model, not a curated record. The transcript is spliced from 6 exons. The coding region runs from base 923 to 1882 and encodes 319 amino acids.